AUGGCUUGUAUUAACAAACAUGAACUAAUAAACUCACGAGUUAAAUAUAAAACGAUACAUAAAAUAAAGGAUGAUUGUUAUGUUUCAGAGCAAGCACAUUUGGUUCCAGACAAUGAAGGGACAUCUAUUUAUUUGAGUUAUGAAUUAAAUAAGACAUUAGAAGCAAUUUUUAGAAAGUAUUCAAUAAAUGGCUACAUGGGGGUCAACGAGUUUAUUCGAAUGUGCUAUGAUUAUAAUUUACUACCUAAGAAGAAAAAUAAGGAAGUUUUGUAUUACAUCUUUAAGACUUCGAAUUCCUCAAAUACAGAAUCCAUAGAAUAUAAAUAUUUUUUCCAAAUAUUGCAAAGACUAAGUAGUUAUUUAUUUCGAAAACUAGUUAUGACCGAGGAGGAAAAGUUCAAUGUGUUGAUAACGCAUUUAACGUCAAUAAAAACUUCUCAAAAAAGUGUACAUGUGGAAAGAUACAAUGCAGGUGUUCAGGUAGAUGUAAGAAGAGAAUGCAAAGAAAUUAGUGCAGUUUGUAAAAUGGUAGAUGCAAGUUGUGAUGCAUUUGUAGAUGUAAAAAGUAUUGGUGUUGCAACUGAUGAAAUCAAAUAUGAAAAUAAUAAAAGAACAGAAUUAUAUGACGAAGAUACAAAAUCUUAUAAUAACACAUUAUUAAAUGAAAGCAACAAUAAUAAAAAAAAUAAUAAUAACAAUAAUAGUUUUAGUGAAAUUAAAUUACAAAGUUCUGAAAAUUUAAAAAUAAAAGAACGAAUAGAUACUGUUGAAAAAACAUAUACUAAUAAAGAUGAGCUUAAUAAAAAAUUGAAAGAAGAAUUAAGUAGCUCCUUAAAAAUCAUUGAAGAAAAAAAUGUAGAAAUUGAAAAUAUUAAUAAAAAUAACUUAAAAGAAUUAGAAAAAAAAGAUGAAAAAAUUGAAGAUUUAAAAAAAAUUAUUGAACAAUUAAAAUCUGAAAAAAAAAAUCCAGAAAAUCAUGAAAAUACAACAAGUAUACAAUCAUCUGAAAAUAAUAUUUCUAGACAAUUAUCUACCCGAGAUAAAUUACAAGAUAUCGAGGUGGACUACCUAAAUUUGAAAAGAAUUGUAGUUUUACCAUGCGAAGAAGAAGCUCAGUUGCUAAAAGUUUUUGCUAUGUAUAGCACAUAUUGUGGAGGAACUGUAGAAUAUGUAAUGAAUAAAAAAUCAUGUGCAAACUUUUUAACAAGAUCUUAUUUACUACGACAUCAUGAAAAAAAUUAUACCAAGGUGAAUUUGGAUAUAAAGAAUGCUGAAAUAUUAUUUAAUAAAGUAAUAUAUAAACGAUGGACGAUAGAACAAAAUGAAAUGUUGGAAGAUGUCUUAACAUACUUUUAUUUCAAAAUACUUUUAAGCGAUAUAGGAAAGUAUUUGUACCCCGAACUUGGAGAGAGAGAAAGCUUUUUAGAAAUCGUUUUAAAUCACAUAUUAGCUGUUAAAAGGCAUGGGCAUUACGCAGAAAGAAAUGAAAAAAAAUCACCCCCAAAAAACACUCCUAAAAUAAAACCAGCAUAUUCCGAUGAUCUCAAUAUGUUUAAGGACAAUAUAGUAGGGGGAUACACAAGUAGUGAAGAGGAACAUACAAAAAAUCAAACAAAUCAGGAUAAAAAAAGAAGUGAAGUUAAUAAUAAUAGAAAAAGUCUUAAGAUGAAAAAAAAGAAAGAAAAAAUCAUUAAUAAUACAGACCAAUCAUUUGAAUAUAUUCUCUCAAAUGAAACGAAAAAAAAAACUGACAAAAUGAAUGGCAAAAAAAAUAAAAAUAAAGACACCAAAAUUAGUGAUAAUAAUAAACAUAUUAAUCAGUUAAAAGGAAAAAUAUUAUACAGAAAUAUGUAUGGUUAUGAUACAAGCAAUGAUGAAAAUAAAUCUUUUUGUUUUAGUACUUAUGAAAAUUUUAAUUUAGCUUUAAAGAAAAACGAUUUUAUUAAACCCACAAAAAUAAAAUCAAAAUUUUUAGAAAAUCCUAUAAAUACAAAAAGAAGCUUUACAAAUAUUAAUACCAAAAAAAAAAAUAAUUUUAAAAGUAAAUUUCCUCUUUAUGAUAUCGAAGGAGAGUUAUGGGAAUUAAAUUCCGAUUCAAAAAAAUGUCUACCUUCAUUUGGUAAAUAUUAA
Plasmodium vinckei vinckei is the source of this 2130-nucleotide messenger RNA. RefSeq names its product conserved Plasmodium protein, unknown function. The transcript is spliced from 9 exons. NCBI's taxonomy places the organism in Eukaryota, Apicomplexa, Aconoidasida, Haemosporida, Plasmodiidae. The record is from RefSeq and is a predicted model, not a curated record. The coding region runs from base 1 to 2130 and encodes 709 amino acids.